Messenger RNA from Eucalyptus grandis, 619 nucleotides. Its product is annotated as cytochrome c oxidase subunit 6a, mitochondrial. The record is from RefSeq and is a predicted model, not a curated record. NCBI's taxonomy places the organism in Eukaryota, Viridiplantae, Streptophyta, Magnoliopsida, Myrtales, Myrtaceae. The transcript has 4 exons. Gene Ontology annotation, molecular function: enzyme regulator activity. Gene Ontology annotation, cellular component: mitochondrial inner membrane. The coding region runs from base 78 to 374 and encodes 98 amino acids. Gene Ontology annotation, biological process: mitochondrial electron transport, cytochrome c to oxygen.
GUAUAAAUAAGAGAAGGGACAGCCAAACUGGGGGCCGUCUCAAAAGUGGUUUUCCAGCGAGAGGGUUAGAGAAAGAAAUGGCGAUGGCUAUGGUGCGAUCUGCUCUCCUCCGCAGCUCCCUUCGCGGUGGCGCCCGUCCCUCCUCCGUGCCCAAGCGCAACUUCGCUUCCUCUGCUCAUGACGACGCGCAUGAGACGGCGAAGUGGGAGAAGAUAACAUAUGCGGGUAUUGUGACAUGCACGAUUUUGGCGAUUUAUAACCUGUCCAAGGGGCAUCCUCAUUAUGAAGAGCCUGCCGCGUACCCAUACUUGCACAUCCGCAAUAAAGAGUUUCCAUGGGGUCCCGAUGGACUUUUUGAAGUUAAGCACCACUAAGUUCAGAAGUCACCCUUGCUUAGCUAAUUCCUUUGCCCAGACAUCUUGAGUUUCAAUGCAAGAACCAUUUCCGUGAGUCUAUAUGCAGUGUGCGGAUCAUGUAAUUGGGAAUUUCCUUUUCCUUUCAGGAUCUUGUUUCUCUGUUCAUCACAUUUCCCCUGAUAGUUCAAUAAAGUUUGAUGGAUGUGGUGGAUUGUUUUCACUUGAAUUCCUGGAUUUGUUAUCAAUAAAUUGUUUUCCCUCAA